Messenger RNA from Prunus armeniaca (apricot), 1131 nucleotides. The record is from the annotation of a GenBank genome assembly. NCBI's taxonomy places the organism in Eukaryota, Viridiplantae, Streptophyta, Magnoliopsida, Rosales, Rosaceae.
AUGAAGGGAGUGAAAGGAAAGUUCCUGAAGAAGUUGAAGACAAUCCGGCCUGUUGGGUAUUUGAAGCCACAAGAUCGAAUUCUUCAGGUAAGUGCGUCAGAUGGGUAUGUAGAUUCUUAUCCCAAGAGCUCAGAUCUCAACGUUCAGGCCCAGUUGGUUUCCAUGGAAACAGAGCAGAAGAAAAUGAAAGAGAACGUUUUGACCGAGCAAGAGCCUGAUGUUAUUGACGUCGCUGAGUUUAUGAAAGACCUUGAAGAUGAAGAAUCAGGGCCUGAGGAUAAUUUGGACGACAAGGAAAACAUCCAGCCAAAAAUGAAGGCAAAAAACUCAAUGGCAUUCAAGGAAAAUUUGAUGAGAACAGAGCACAAUUUGGGGGAAAACAGAGCUCUUGAAGCUUCAGAAGAAUCGUUGCCCGGGCCGGAUCGUGGUAGACAAAUCCCUUUGUCGGAGAUUGACAUCUCGUCUUUUCGCAGACCGGACUUAAACUCUGGUAGCCUCUUUGACCCGAACCUACUCGCAGCCUUUCAGCAAGCCGUGAUGGAAUAUAUGAAGUUGAGUGAAGCAGAGAGAAUAUCAAGAAGAAGUGAAAAACAGAAUCUUGAAUCCAAUGUAGUUGAGCCAGAGCCGGAGCCGCCUUCAAAUGAAGAACCUCUAUUAUGCUUCGAGGAGAAGUGUGUGCCUGGGAGUUCGGAUUCAUCAGUAAUUCUGUACACAACAACCCUUCGAGGUAUUCGAAAGACCUUCGAUGACUGCAACAGCGUUCGGUUUCUUUUGGAGAGCUUUCGGGUGGUGUUUUACGAGCGGGAUGUGUCUAUGCACAUGGAAUUCAGAGAAGAGCUGUGGCAAGUUUUGGACUGUAAAGCAGUGCCUCCUAAGCUUUUCAUAAAGGGGAGAUAUAUUGGGGGAGCAGAGGAGGUUUUGACUCUUCAUGAGCAAGGAAAGCUUAAGCCACUCUUCCAUGGAGUCCCGAUCGAUCGGUCUAUUGGCCCCUGUGAAGCUUGUGAUGGAGUUCGAUUUGUUGUUUGUUUCAAAUGCAGUGGCAGCUGCAAAGUGAUUGGCCAAGAGGGCCAGUCAGACAAGUGCUCAGUGUGCAAUGAAAAUGGGUUGAUUAUAUGUCCCUUGUGUUGCUAA